Messenger RNA from Homalodisca vitripennis (glassy-winged sharpshooter), 2187 nucleotides. RefSeq lists its product as uncharacterized. The record is from RefSeq and is a predicted model, not a curated record. The coding region runs from base 1 to 1707 and encodes 568 amino acids. The transcript has a single exon. NCBI's taxonomy places the organism in Eukaryota, Metazoa, Arthropoda, Insecta, Hemiptera, Cicadellidae. Gene Ontology annotation, molecular function: nucleic acid binding.
AUGUUUUAUGAAAUUGACAAGGGAAAUUCAAAAGCCGCCAUUACUGUGAUGUUUUCUUUUUCUGCUUGUGGGCGAAUUGUUCCACCGAUGUUAAUCUAUCCGUACCAUAGAUUACCAUCAACAAUUGUAAAUUCUGUACCAGACUCUUGGGGUAUUGGUCAUUCGAACACUGGAUGGAUGAAAUCCGAAGUCUUUUAUGAGUACAUCGGUAAUGUUUUUAAUGCACACCUUGAAAAAAACAAUAUCACACGGCCAGUUAUCCUUUUUGUAGAUGGGCAUAAGAGCCAUCUUUCCUAUCAGCUAAGCCAACUGUGUUCUGAGUUGCAAAUAAUACUGAUAGCCCUAUACCCAAACGCUACCAGAAUAAUGCAGCCAGCAGAUGUUGCUGCAUUUAGACCAAUCAAGUCAGGCUGGAAAAAGGCAGUGUUUAAUUGGCGUAGUAACCACCCGACAGACGCUUUAACUAAGGAGAAUGUUGCACCAAUCCUGAAACAUGUAGUGGACGAGGUCAAGCCUCAAACACUUACUAACGGAUUUAGAGCCUGUGGCUUGUUUCCUUGGAACUGCAACUCAAUUGACUAUACAAAGUGUCUUGGUAAAACCCAAAUGAAAAUUGUACCAUUAAGCGGUAAAGAUGUAGUUACCUUGGAUCAAUUCGAAGGGAUUGUAGGAGACGAAAUGAUAGAAAAAUUCCGCAAUAUAGAGAAAGUUGUGUCGGAAAAUAAUGAACCUCCACUGUUUUUCACACUAUAUCGAGUGUGGGAGGAGUUUUCCAGAAAUAAGCAACCUCAAAAAUUUGGUUCGCCACAUGCUGUCAUGGAACUAAAUCCACACUCUCCAAAAACUGUCACUGAUGUAUGUGUGCCAGAUAGGCCUAUUGUCAAAGAUGCCACACAACUGAUGUUACAAAAACAACAAAACUAUGAUCCUGAAAUUAAUUUACCUGCACCAGAUGUCAGUGCCAAUGCAUUAAAAAAUGACACCACAUAUCUUCAACAAUCAAAAUGUGAAACAAUGUACAACAAUGUAAAUGUAAAACUUGACCAUAACUAUACAACACCCGAGAAAAAGUUAAGUGAAGGUUCACGUGUUGCGCUACAUGCUUCACAAGGCAUUGCCCAAGCAUCUGGAAGCAGUGGUCCAGCUUUGGCUGAUGUUCUCGUGUGGCCCGAAACUCCAACCAGAAAAGGCAAAAGAAAAACAGAAAGAGUACCUUACGUUGUUUCUUCGAAGAAAUGGAAAAUAAUUUAUGAAGAAAAGGAAGAAAAAAAGGCAAAAGAAGAAAGAGCCAAGGCAGAAAGGAAAAGACUACGAGAAGAAAAGAAGUUAAGUAAAGCCCAGAAAGGAAACUCUACUAAACAACAUAGUAAGAUUUCUGUUAAGAAGAAAAAUUAUGAAGAUCAAUUAUGUGGGAAAGUCAAAGUUGAAAAGUCAAUUGAUGUUGAUAACGGACCGUCUGUAUCACAUAAGCCUAAGUCUGUGGGGAAAAAGUUGUUUCCUGUAACAAAAAAUGGAUUGUGCUACAGUUGUGGGACUAACUUCAAAGACGAAGAAGUCUCCCAACCUGUUGAAUGUGACAUGUGUGAUAGACUGUAUCAUAUAAAAUGUAUACAAAACAGAGAGGACCUUGAUCAACAUGAUCCUGUGUUUGUAUGCAACAUAUGUUUGGACUUUGGAAAUGAAAUUGCCAACGAAUUAAACAUUUAAUGGUUUUAUUAAGAUGUUGUAGAAGGGCAAACUAUUAUUGUCUAGUUUAUUUGAAUUUUAACGUCACAAUAUAGGCUAUAGAAGUAAUAUUUUUUUUAAACUUUCUACUUAUGCAAUCAUAAUUAUUGUAUUCAAUAGUUGUAUAUACACAUUAUACAUUUUAGAGUAAGUUGUGUGCAUGAUUUCAUUGCCUCACUCUUAUUUUAGCAAAAUAUGAAAGUGUGCCAAUGACUGUCAAACAGAAUGCCAAUAACUGUGAAUUAGGUGCCAAUCACUAUAAUUAUGUAACAUAAUAACAAAAUAAAUAUUUCCACUUCCACAUAACAUAAAUAUUUACUUUUUAAAUUUAUUGUGAAUGUAAAAAGAAAGUAUAAAGCCAAAAACCAAUCAAUAUUAACAAAAUAUAUGUUUUCAUGUGUCUGAGAACAAAAUAUUGAACAGACGUAAGGAAUAGCAUCUUAAAGUGCCAAUGACUGUAUA